Molecule: messenger RNA, 8421 nt
Organism: Spea bombifrons (plains spadefoot toad)
Lineage: Eukaryota; Metazoa; Chordata; Amphibia; Anura; Pelobatidae
Gene: TLN2
Product: talin 2
Exons: 60
Coding region: 296-7927 (2543 amino acids)
Biological process (GO): cell-cell adhesion
Cellular component (GO): ruffle; plasma membrane; cytoskeleton
Molecular function (GO): actin filament binding; structural constituent of cytoskeleton; integrin binding
Source: RefSeq, a predicted model, not a curated record
GGGGGAUGGAGAGGGAGUGACUCGGGGACCGGCUGGUAUCGGGACCGGAUGCCUGUAAAGUGAUGCAGUGUUAUAAUAACAAUUCAUUUCAAGACCGCUGCACAUCUGCAUAAAUAGGAUUAAAGGAGCCUAACUGCCAUCAACAAUCUCUGGUUACACAUGAUGUAUUAAACAGAUUCUACUUUGUAAAGUCCCCCUCCUCCCCUUUUGCUCUGAUUUUCCCUGUCCCUGGAGUAUGAAUAGCGAUUCUUUGACGGAAGACCCCCAGUGAGGUUCACACUAGCCAGCCGUCAUCAUGGUUGCCCUGUCACUGAAGAUAUGUGUCCGGCAGUGCAAUGUUGUGAAGACCAUGCAAUUUGAACCAUCCACUGCUGUGUAUGAUGCCUGCCGGAUUAUUAGAGAGAGGGUCCCCGAAGCCCAAACUGGUCAAGCAUUCGACUAUGGACUGUUCUUAUCAGAUGAAGACCCCAGGAAAGGAAUCUGGCUGGAGGCUGGCAGGACACUGGAUUAUUACAUGCUGCGGAAUGGGGAUGUGCUGGAAUACAAAAAGAAGCAGCGGCCCCAGAAGAUUCGAAUGUUGGAUGGAGCAGCUAAGAUGAUUAUGGUGGAUGACUCUAAGACUGUGGGGGAGCUUCUGGUGACCAUCUGUAGUAGGAUAGGAAUCACAAACUAUGAGGAGUACUCCCUCAUACGUGAGACUAUUGAGGAGAAAAAAGAAGAACCAACGGGAACACUGAAGAAAGAUCGAACACUACUUAGAGAUGAGAAGAAAAUGGAAAGACUCAAAGCUAAACUUCACACAGAGGAUGAAUUGAACUGGUUGGAUCACAGCCGCACGUUCCGAGAGCAAGGUGUGGAUGAAAAUGAGACGUUGCUUCUCCGCAGGAAGUUCUUCUACUCUGAUCAGAAUGUGGAUUCUAGGGACCCCGUCCAGCUGAACCUUCUCUAUGUUCAGGCCCGCGAUGAUAUUUUGAAUGGUUCUCAUCCGGUGUCUUUUGAAAAGGCCUGUGAAUUUGGUGGCAUCCAAACACAGAUUCAGUUUGGACCCCAUGUGGAAGUCAAACAUAAACCUGGAUUCUUGGACCUGAAGGAGUUUCUUCCUAAGGAAUACAUCAAACAGAGGGGCGCAGAGAAGAAGUUAUUUCAGGAGCAUAAAAAUUGUGGAGAAAUGACAGAAAUUGAAGCUAAGGUGAAAUAUGUGAAGUUGGCACGGUCUCUGCGCACAUACGGCGUCUCGUUCUUCUUGGUAAAGGAGAAAAUGAAGAGUAAGAAUAAAUUGGUACCACGUCUUCUGGGGAUUACCAAGGACUCGGUUAUGCGUGUGGAUGAAAAAACCAAGGAAGUGGUGCAGGAAUGGCCCCUGACAACUGUCAAACGCUGGGCCGCGUCUCCAAAAAGUUUCACACUGGAUUUUGGAGAGUAUCAGGAGAGCUAUUAUUCUGUGCAAACCACAGAAGGGGAGCAAAUAUCUCAGCUGAUUGCCGGAUACAUUGACAUCAUACUCAAAAAGAAACAAAGCAAGGAUCGGUUUGGUCUAGAAGGAGACGAAGAAUCAACAAUGUUAGAGGAGUCAGUCUCACCAAAAAAAUCAACUAUCCUGCAGCAGCAGCAGGUUACCCGACCUGGGAAGCCUGAGAUUGGCUCAGUUGCUCUCCCUGCUAUAAUACGAUCAGGAUCUAGUGGACCAGAGACGUUUAACAUGGGAAGCAUGCCAUCUGCCCAACAGCAACUCACCACGGGCCAGAUAUACAGAGGGCAUAUGCCACCACUGUCUUCUGCCCAGCAGGCUCUGAUGGGGACCAUUAAUACGAGUAUCCAUGCAGUGCAACAAGCACAUGAUGACCUUAGUCAGGUGGACAACUUGCCCCCUCUAGGACAUGACAUGGCAUCAAGAGUUUGGGUUCAAAACAAGGUUGAUGAGUCAAAACAUGAGAUCCACUCACAGGUCGAUGCUAUCACUGCAGGGACAGCUUCUGUAGUGAACCUAACUGCAGGUGAUCCCGCGGAAACUGAUUACACAGCUGUGGGAUGUGCCAUCACCACCAUCUCUUCCAACCUAACCGAGAUGUCAAAGGGUGUGAAGUUGUUGGCUGCGCUGAUGGAAGAUGAGGUUGGGAGCGGAGAGAAGUUGUUAGGAGCCGCAAGGACUCUGGCUGGCGCGGUCUCCGACCUGCUUACUGCUGUGCAGCCGACAUCUGAAGAACCACGUCAAACUGUUCUCACAGCGGCUGGCAGCAUUGGACAGGCCAGCGGAGACCUACUACGGCAAAUCGGGGAGAGUGAAGCGGAUGAGCGGUUCCAGGAUGUGCUGAUGAGUCUUGCAAAGGCCGUAGCCAAUGCGGCUGCCAUGCUGGUAUUGAAGGCCAAAAAUGUGGCACAAGUGACGGAGGACACAGUCCUGCAGAACAGAGUAAUUGCAGCUGCCACACAGUGUGCCCUCUCCACUUCCCAAUUGGUAGCAUGUGCCAAGGUGGUGAGUCCAACCAUUAGUUCACCCGUGUGCCAGGAGCAGCUGAUUGAAGCAGGAAAGCUGGUGGACCGUUCUGUGGAGAACUGUGUGCGCGCAUGCCAAUCGGCUACAGAAGACCCUGAGCUUCUGAAGCAGGUCAGCUCAGCAGCCAGUGUUGUCAGCCAGACACUUAAUGACCUCUUGCAGCAUGUUCGCCAGUUUGCGAGCCGCGGAGAGCCGAUAGGACGCUAUGACCAAGCCACAGACACCAUCAUGUCGGUGACCGAGAGCAUCUUCAGCUCUAUGGGGGAUGCAGGAGAGAUGGUGCGGCAGGCCAGGGUACUAGCCCAAGCAACGUCUGACCUAGUGAAUGCUAUGAGGUCCGAUGCAGAAGCUGAAAUAGACAUGGAUAAUUCCAAGAAGCUACUGGCAGCUGCUAAACUGCUGGCUGAUUCCACUGCUCGUAUGGUGGAGGCUGCAAAGGGAGCUGCAGCCAACCCUGAGAAUGAAGACCAGCAACAACGACUCAGAGAAGCAGCUGAGGGACUGCGAGUGGCCACCAAUGCAGCUGCCCAGAAUGCUAUUAAGAAGAAGAUUGUUAAUCGUCUUGAGGCGGCAGCGAAGCAGGCAGCGGCAGCUGCUACGCAAACCAUUGCAGCUGCCCAGAACGCAUCCAUCUCCAAUAAGAACAUGUCAGCUCAUCAACAGCUGGUCCAGAGCUGUAAGGUUGUUGCUGACCAUAUCCCUCAACUGGUGCAAGGAGUGAGGGGAAGCCAGGCCCAGGCUGAGGAUCUGAGCGCCCAGCUCACUCUCAUUGUAUCCAGUCAAAACUUCUUGCAGCCGGGAAGUAAAAUGGUGGCUUCUGCAAAGGCUGCUGUGCCUACAGUCACUGACCAAGCAGCUGCAAUGCAGUUGGGUCAGUGCGCCAAGAAUCUUGCUACCAGCUUGGCUGAGCUCCGUACUGCUGCACAAAAGGCUCAUGAAGCCUGUGGACCAAUGGAAAUCGAUUCAGCCCUGAAUGCCGUACAGACUUUAAAGAAUGAACUUCAGGAUGCAAAAAUGGCCGCCUCUGACAGGCAGUUGAAGCCACUUCCAGGCGAGACGCUUGAGAAAUGCUCUCAGGAUCUUGGUAGCACGUCUAAAACAGUUGGCUCGUCUAUGGCUCAGCUUCUUACAUGUGCCGCUCAGGGAAACGAACACUACACAGGUGUGGCAGCGAGGGAGACUGCUCAGGCUUUGAAGAUCCUGGCACAGUCGGCUCGAGGUGUAGCUGCUUCCACCAGUGAUCCCCAGGCUGCCAGUGAUAUGCUAGACUCUGCCCGCGAUGUAAUGGAUGGGUCUGCCAAGCUCAUCCAGGAAGCCAAGCAAGCUCUGGUGGCUCCAGGGGAUGCAGAGAUUCAGCAGAGGCUGGCCCAGGUGGCCAAAGCUGUCUCACAUUCUCUGAAUAACUGUGUGAAUUGUCUGCCGGGGCAGAAGGAUGUGGACAUGGCACUAAAGAGCAUUGGAGAGUCCAGCAAGAAGCUUUUGGUGGAUACGCUGCCUCCAAGCACAAAGUCUUUCCAAGAGGCCCAAAGUGGGCUAAAUCAGGCAGCUGAAGAUCUAAAUCAGUCGGCAGGAGAAGUGGUCCAUGCGUCACGUGGCCAAACCGGGGAGCUGGCUGCUGCUUCUGGCAAAUUUAGUGACGAUUUUGAUGAGUUCUUGGAUGCGGGUAUUGAAAUGGCUGGACAGACGCAGAAUAAAGAUGACCAAAUACAGGUGAUAGGCAACCUGAAGACCAUCUCAAUGGCUUCCAGCAAGCUGCUCCUGGCUGCCAAGUCUCUGUCUGUAGAUUCCGGAGCACCCAGUGCCAAAAACCUUCUGGCAGCUGCUGCGAGAGCCGUGACUGAAAGCAUAAACCAGCUGAUCACCCUGUGCACGCAGCAGGCUCCGGGGCAGAAGGAGUGUGACAACGCUCUGCGAGAGCUUGAGACUGUGAAGGGGAUGCUAGAGAACCCAAAUGAGCCUGUCAGUGACCUUUCUUAUUUUGACUGCAUUGAGAGUGUGAUGGAAAAUUCAAAGGUCCUUGGAGAAUCCAUGGCCGGUAUCUCUCAAAAUGCCAAGACUGGAGACCUACCGACAUUUGGGGAGUGUGUUGGUGUUGCCUCCAAAGCCCUGUGUGGUCUGACAGAGGCUGCUUCCCAGGCUGCCUACCUUGUGGGUAUUUCUGAUCCCAAUAGCCAGGCCGGUCAGCAGGGUCUGGUGGAUCCCAUUCAGUUUGCAAGAGCCAAUCAAGCCAUCCAGAUGGCAUGCCAGAAUCUAGUAGAUCCAGCCAGUAGUCCAUCACAGGUUCUUUCGGCUGCCACCAUAGUAGCCAAACACACUUCGGCUUUGUGUAAUGCCUGCCGCAUUGCGUCGUCCAAAACUGCCAACCCCGUGGCUAAGAGGCACUUUGUUCAGUCAGCUAAGGAAGUUGCAAAUAGUACCGCCAACCUUGUGAAAACAAUCAAGACACUAGAUGGAGAUUUUUCAGAUGACAAUCGGGAGAAAUGCAGCAUCGCAACAGCUCCUCUCAUCUCAGCUGUGGAAAACCUAACCGCAUUUGCCUCAAAUCCUGAAUUUGCCAGUAUCCCAGCCCAGAUCAGCACCGAGGGUUCAAAAGCACAAGAGCCCAUUUUGGUGUCUGCUGUCACCAUGCUGGAAAGUUCAUCUUCGCUUAUCAAGACUGCACGGUCACUUGCCAUCAAUCCCAAAGAUCCACCGACUUGGUCCAGUUUUGCAGGUCACUCUCGUAUAGUAUCGGAUUCCAUCAAGAGCCUGAUUACCUCCAUCAGAGACAAAGCCCCAGGACAGAGAGAAUGUGACCAAUCCAUUGAUAGCAUCAACCAUUUCAUCCGUGACAUUGAGCAGGCAUCACUUGCGAGUGUCAGCCAGAACCUUGCCACACGAGAUGAUAUCUCACUGGAGGCUCUGCAGGACCAGCUGACAUCGGUUGUCCAGGAAAUUGGUCAUCUCAUUGAUCCCAUAACUACUGCAGCCAGAGGAGAAGCAGCUCAGCUGGGGCACAAGGUCACACAGCUUGCCAGCUACUUUGAGCCUUUGAUCCAAUCUGCUGUUGGGUUAGUAUCCAAGAUCCUGGACCAUCAACAGCAGUUGACUGUGUUAGAUCAAACCAAGACACUGGCGGAAUCUGCUUUACAGAUGCUGUAUGCUGCAAAGGAAGGAGGAGGAAACCCCAAGGCGUCUCAUACUCACGAUGCGAUUGCAGAGGCAGCUCAAUUAAUGAAGGAGGCUGUGGAUGACCUAAUGAUUACAUUGAAUGAGGCUGCUAGUGAAGUUGGGAUGGUUGGGGGUAUGGUGGACUCCAUUGCAGAGGCUAUGAGUAAGCUUGAUGAAGGAACACCACCUGAACCCACCGGAACAUUUGUGGAUUACCAGACUACAGGUGUUAAAUACUCAAAAGCUAUUGCAGUCACUGCCCAGGAGAUGAUGGCCAAGUCUGUAACUAACCCCGAGGAGCUGGGCGGGCUGGCCUCGCAGGUGACCAGUGAUUAUGGAAAUCUAGCAGUUCAAGGACGCAUGGCUGCAGCCACAGCAGAACCCAAGGAGAUUGGAGUUCAGAUAAAAUCACGCAUUCAAGACUUGGGGCAUGGCUGCAUCUUUUUGGUACAGAAAGCUGGAGCAUUGCAGAUCUGCCCUUCGGAUGGUUACACAAAGCGUGAGCUGAUUGAGUGUGCCAGAACCGUCACGGAGAAGGUGUCUUUAGUGUUGUCAGCCUUGCAGGCUGGUAAUAAAGGAACACAAGCCUGCAUAACUGCUGGCGGUGCCGUGUCUGGCAUCAUUGCUGACCUGGACACCACCAUAAUGUUUGCUUCUGCUGGAACGCUCAACGCUGAAAAUAAAGAAUCCUUCGCUGAUCACAGGGAAAACAUACUAAAGACUGCCAAGGCACUUGUGGAAGACACAAAGCUGCUGGUUUCAGGGGCAGCAUCAAGCCAAGAGAAGCUGGCACAGGCAGCCCAGUCUUCAGCCAACACCAUUACACAGCUGGCAGAGGUGGUGAAACUGGGAGCAGCAAGUCUGGGGUCAGAUGAUCCAGAAACCCAGGUGGUGCUAAUUAAUGCCAUCAAAGAUGUGGCCAAAGCUUUGGGAGACUUAAUCGGAGCCACAAAAAGUGCUGCAGGGAAGGCAGCUGAUGACCCUUCCAUGUAUCAGCUGAAGAGUGCAGCGAAGGUAAUGGUUACAAAUGUGACUUCCUUGCUGAAGACUGUGAAAGCUGUGGAAGAUGAAGCAACACGUGGUACGCGGGCCUUGGAGGCCACCAUUGAGCACAUCAAGCAGGAACUUACGGUCUUCCAUUCAAAGGAGGUUCCUGAAAAGACUUCUUCCCCCGAAGAAUCUAUCCGCAUGACCAAAGGAAUCACUACAGCAACAGCGAAGGCUGUUGCAGCAGGGAACUCAUGCAGACAGGAUGAUGUGAUUGCCACCGCAAACUUGAGCCGUAAGGCUGUGUCUGAAAUGUUAAUAGCCUGUAAGCAAGCUGUUUACCAUCCAGAUGUCAGUGCAGAUACCAGGGAACGGGCAUUACGAUACGGGACUGAAUGCACCAUGGGAUACUUGGAGAUGCUGGAACAUGUUUUAAUGAUUCUGCAAAAGCCAACCCCAGAAGCAAAACAUCAGUUAUCUGCGUUCUCAAAGCGUAUUGCAGCGGCUGUGACUGAGCUCAUCCAGACCACGGAAACCAUGAAAGGCACUGAAUGGGUGGACCCAGAGGACCCCACGGUAAUCGCUGAAACUGAACUCCUCGGGGCGGCUGCAUCUAUUGAGGCAGCUGCCAAAAAACUGGAGCAGCUUAAACCCAGAGCCAAGCCUAGGCAGGCAGACGAGACACUGGAUUUUGAGGAACAGAUCCUAGAGGCAGCCAAGUCUAUUGCUGCCGCAACAAGUGCAUUAGUGAAAUCUGCAUCAGCUGCACAAAGAGAGCUGGUAGCACAGGGCAAGGUUGGAGCUAUUGCUGCCAAUGCAGCUGAUGAUGGUCAGUGGUCUCAAGGACUCAUUUCAGCUGCUAGAAUGGUGGCUGCAGCAACCAGUAACCUGUGUGAAUCGGCCAACGCCUCAGUGCAGGGCCACGCCAGUGAGGAGAAACUGAUCUCCUCUGCCAAGCAAGUAGCAGCCUCCACUGCCCAGCUCCUGGUGGCCUGCAAGGUGAAAGCUGACCAAGACUCGGAAGCCAUGAGGAGACUUCAGGCUGCAGGUAAUGCUGUGAAACGUGCCUCUGAUAACCUUGUGAGAGCGGCGCAGAAAGCUGCUUUCAGCAAAGCCGAAGAUGAUGAUGUGGUGGUCAAGACAAAGUUUGUAGGGGGAAUUGCACAGAUCAUUGCUGCCCAGGAGGAAAUGCUAAAAAAGGAGAGAGAGUUGGAAGAAGCACGGAAAAAGUUAGCUCAGAUCCGACAGCAGCAGUACAAGUUUCUGCCCUCAGCCCUGAGAGAGGAGGAAAGCUAGAGAGAGAGAGAGCUUGCAUAAAGAUUAUUCUCCUCUUGUAUCUGAAACCAGAGCCUGUUUGGCCCCAGCCAAGGAAGAAAAAGACCAGCUGGAAGGCCUCACAGUGGCCCUAUGGACACCCAGAUGGUGGGGUGAAGGUUGGACUUUCACACUUCCAAGAAUAACAGUAUUACUUCCCAAGGUGGACAUAUACAAUAUGAGUAUAUAAGUUAAGAAAUAUUUACAUGAAGAUAUACACCUGCAGGAACUUUGAGAAACUCAGAUGGGGAAACUAAACCUCUGAAACAUUGUGUUUUUAAAAUCCUCCCUUUAAUGGAACCUCUUUAUUUCAACUGUAGAUGCCUGCAAUGCAGUGUGAAGCAGGGAAGAGGUUAAACUACCUGUUUUUUUUUUUCUAGUCUGUUUUACAGUUUGAUUUUGUCACUGGAAUAUGUCUUUACCCUAAAAUGAUGUACAAACAGCCUCUUGGGAAUAAAAGACACUUAUAAUGAAAA